CCCAACAACAACCACCACUACAACACCAACCAACCCCUUUUGCAAAUUGCAAGUCAUAUAUAUAUCUAAACUACAAAUUUCAUUCAACACCCACCGCUACAAUUCCCCACCAAACCAUUUCCCGUUAUUGCAAGUCAGACACGCACAAACACAAAUUCGUAUCACACAGCAAACGCAGCUCCUGUAACGUAUAGUGCUAGAUUUUGGAGAAGUCAGACGACGAACAAUGGCGUCGUCUCUCCCUACCAAACAAUUUCUCGGGGCUCCAUCGGCUGGUUUCGGAUCUAUCCAAUCGUCGGAUAUCGGGAAGCUUUCGUCUCUCCAAAUCCCAUCUCGCCGAUCACAUCCCAAGAAACUCGAGAUUCAGGCUGCUGGGAGUACAUUUGGAACUUAUUUUCGAGUUACAACAUAUGGGGAAUCUCAUGGUGGGGGCGUUGGAUGUGUAAUUGAUGGAUGUCCACCUCGGCUUUCUAUCUCAGAAGCGGAUAUGCAAACUGAUCUUGACAGAAGGAGGCCAGGUCAGAGCAGAAUUACUACGCCUAGAAAAGAGACCGACACAUGCAAAAUAUAUUCAGGUGUUGCUGAAGGGGUGACUACCGGAACUCCAAUCAUGGUAAAUGUACCCAACACAGAUCAGAGAGGACAUGAUUAUCUUGAAAUGUCAAUGGCUUAUAGGCCUUCUCAUGCAGAUGCGACUUAUGACAUCAAGUAUGGUGUGAGAUCAAUUCAGGGUGGUGGUAGAUCUUCAGCCAGAGAAACCAUUGGUAGAGUUGCAGCUGGAGCUGUUGCUAAAAAAAUUCUCAAGCAAUUUUCAGGAACUGAGGUUCUUGCUUAUGUCUCCCAAGUCUACAACGUUGUACUUCCAGAGGACAAGGUAGAUCAUCAGACUCUGACACUCGAUCAGGUAGAGAGUAAUAUUGUAAGGUGCCCAAAUACUGAUUAUGCGGUUAAGAUGAUUGAAGCCAUUGACGCUGUCCGAGUGAGAGGGGAUUCUGUUGGUGGUGUUGUCACAUGCAUUGUGAGAAAUCCACCACGUGGGCUUGGUUCUCCAGUCUUUGAUAAACUUGAAUCUGAACUGGCUAAAGCUACUCUUUCAUUACCUGCUACAAAGGGCUUCGAGUUUGGAAGUGGCUUUGCAGGAACAUUUAUGACCGGGAGUGAGCAUAAUGAUGAGUUCUAUAUUGAUGAAAAUGGGCAAAUCAGGACAAGAACAAACCGCUCUGGUGGGAUACAGGGAGGUAUAUCCAAUGGAGAAAUCAUAAACAUGAGAAUAGCUUUUAAGCCUACAUCUACUAUUGGAAAGAAACAGAAUACAGUGACUAGGGAUAAACAAGAGACGGAGCUUAUAGCCCGCGGUCGCCAUGAUCCUUGUGUCGUUCCACGAGCGGUGCCAAUGGUGGAAGCCAUGGUAGCCCUAGUUCUUGUGGAUCAACUAUUGGCACAAUAUGCGCAAUGUCAUCUGCCUCUGACUAAUCCAGAAUUUAAGGAACCACCCAUGGAACCAAUACGCGAGUCAGCCGGCAUAAAUAUCUGAUUAUUGAGUGUAUUUGUGGCAUGAUUCAUAUUUUCUGUUUAAAGCUCUUGUUAUGACCCAUUACGAGUCAAAGGAUUAUUUAUCAACCAUUAUUUUUCCUUUGCUUGUUACAUUGAAUAAAUGAAUAAAACAAUUACUUUUUCCUGUAA
Molecule: messenger RNA, 1683 nt
Organism: Cornus florida
Lineage: Eukaryota; Viridiplantae; Streptophyta; Magnoliopsida; Cornales; Cornaceae
Product: chorismate synthase 2, chloroplastic
Exons: 13
Coding region: 227-1534 (435 amino acids)
Biological process (GO): aromatic amino acid biosynthetic process; chorismate biosynthetic process
Cellular component (GO): cytosol
Molecular function (GO): chorismate synthase activity; FMN binding
Source: RefSeq, a predicted model, not a curated record